This is a messenger RNA of Halichondria panicea, 742 nucleotides long. RefSeq names its product modulator of smoothened protein-like. Gene Ontology annotation, cellular component: ciliary membrane; Golgi apparatus. Lineage: Eukaryota; Metazoa; Porifera; Demospongiae; Suberitida; Halichondriidae. Gene Ontology annotation, biological process: negative regulation of smoothened signaling pathway. The transcript is spliced from 3 exons. The coding region runs from base 76 to 609 and encodes 177 amino acids. The record is from RefSeq and is a predicted model, not a curated record.
UUCUACGUAACCCUUCUUGCGCUGAGUUAGUCAAGACAAUAACAAUACUCUAGAAUAAAAACACAUGAACACACUAUGGACAAGUACAUUCUCGUCUGUGUCCUGCUGUUGAUACUGGUGGAGAUGCUCUGUGUGACAGCUGUAUUUACAGCAGACUGGAUUGUCUCCUAUCAGUUUGGUCGGCUGCGACACGGGCUCUAUCAUUUCUGCCACACCUACCCAGGGGAGGAGGAGUCCUGUGAGUUCCAGUACCAGCACAUAGCCUGGACCACCAGCUCUCUCGGUAUCGUUGGUGCUGUGGGGGUUAUCGCCAUCAGCAUCAGUUUCCUGGUCAUCAACCUCAAGAGGGAUUUACCUGCCUUCGCUUCUACAGGCAAAUGGGUGGCACUGAUUGGACUGAUGCUGCUCUGUGUUGUGGGGAUUGUCUUCCCUCUAGGUUUCUCAGCCAGUGAGUUUGGUGGACACUCGUACCUCCUCACCAGCCCCUACCAAGUGGGAUACUCGUACGUGCUGUUCAAUGUUGCCAUAGUGACAGGGAUAGCAGCAAUGGUUGUGGGCAACAAAAUGUUCUGGCCAUUCUUCUCACGAUUCUUCAAUGCAGUCCGAUGAAACUGAACACUGCGUUUUGUUCAACAUAUAAUUAUACUGCUCUCAUUUUUAACUAUGAUCACUCAAUCUCUCAUCAUUCACUCAUUGAACGUAAUUAUUCCUUGUGCUUUAAAAUUGAUUCGUGAGAGCUAUA